Molecule: messenger RNA, 3131 nt
Organism: Triticum aestivum (bread wheat)
Lineage: Eukaryota; Viridiplantae; Streptophyta; Magnoliopsida; Poales; Poaceae
Product: DNA repair protein RAD4
Exons: 13
Coding region: 204-2900 (898 amino acids)
Biological process (GO): mismatch repair; nucleotide-excision repair
Cellular component (GO): XPC complex; cytoplasm; nucleus
Molecular function (GO): damaged DNA binding; single-stranded DNA binding
Source: RefSeq, a predicted model, not a curated record
CGGGCCCACUCCCCCUCCCAGGAUUGGUCCCACGACGCCUCGCGGCGCGCGAAACUCACUCGGCCACCAUCACCUCCGGUCGCGGCCGCCGUCGUUCCGCUUCCCUAAACCUAACGGCGGCCGGGGGCCAUCCCCGCUUCCACUAACCCCUCAUCUCCUCCCUGCCGCCGAGAAGAAGAAGAAGAAGACUAGAGGCUCUAGCGAUGCGGACCAGGGGCCAGACCCGCGGCGAGCCCAAACCCCCACCCGCUUCGUCCCCCGCCUCCUCAGCUAUUGUUCUUCCCCCUGUAGGGAGAGGUGGAGCGGAGGAGGUUGUGGCCGGCGGCGCCAAUAAUCGCCGGAGAGCUUCGCUCGCCGCGAAAGGGAAAUCCCCCGCCACCAAGGCGAGAGCGCAAAUGCCGGUUGCUGGACAGGUGGAAUUGGAAUCUGCAUUGGGGAUCAAACGCAAAAAUGGUAAAGUCAAUACCGAACGGAAUGAUGAUACUGGUAAGAAAAGGUGCAGCGUGGGGAGUUCUGGAAAGAAAAAACUGGAGGAAAAAGAGCCGGAGGCAAUUGGUGAUAAUGAUGCAGCUGGCAUGGAAUGGGAGGAUGGGCAUGUCUCUCCGGUGGAACGCAAAGAGGGUUAUUCCCAUGAUCUUGGUGAGACGGUCACUGUUGAGUUCACUGAUGUACCUUCAUCAACUGAAAAGAAGAGUGUUCGAAGGCAUACUGCUGAAGAGAAGGAGUUGGCUGAACUCAUGCACAAGGUCCAUUUACUUUGCCUGCUAGCAAGGGGUAGGGUAAUUGACAAGGCCUGCAAUGAUCCUCUUAUUCAGGCUUCAGUUCUAUCUGUUUUACCACAGCACUUACUGUGGAAUGGUGUAGACACUCUGAAACUGGACGCUAAUAAAUUACGUAGUCUUGUGAGCUGGUUCCAUCGUACUUUCAGUAUAAUUGCACGAUCUGCUGACAAGGGGUCUUUUGAAUCAAAUAUGGCUUUCGCUCUUCAAAGUCAUGAAGGCACUGCUGAAGAGGUCUGUGCACUAUCAGUGGCACUGUUUAGGGCACUCAACUUGACAGCUAGGUUUGUUACAAAUAUGGAUGUUGUUGGACUCAAGCCUGAUGCUAAAGCAGUGGGGACACCAAAUCAAGAUGGAACUAGGCUUUCGACAAGGGCACUACCAUGUAGUUCUGUUGCUGCAGGCCAUAAUGAGUUUAAUACUCUUUCUCCGGCUCGAUUAGAAGUUAAUACGGAACAUAGCUUCAAUAGGACCAAGCAACGAGGUGAUCUGGGGAAUUUGAAAAGAACAUCAGCUUGCAAGAGUUUGUCUAAAAACUUGUCAAAUUGCAAGGCAGAUCAAUAUGCAUCAACAUCGAAAGAUGAAUCAUCCAGCAGUUCAAAUCCAUUCACAUCCAGUACCGCCGAAAUACCAAAAAGGAAAGGGGACGUGGAAUUUGAGUUGCAACUGCAAAUGGCCCUUUCAGCCACUGGAGCUGAAAUUCAGGAAAAGCUAGCUGCCACAUCCAGUCAGUCAAUUGGCACCCUACUAGAUUCUACACCAUUGAAGAAAUUACGUAAAAAUGCAGAAGUUGCGUCCAACUCAAGCGCAGUUUGGUCGAGAAGUGGACCGCCAUUAUAUUGGGCCGAGGUAUACUGCGGUGGCCAGACAUUGACUGGAAGAUGGGUGCAUGUUGAUGUUGUAAAUGAUAUUAUUGACGGUGAAAGAAAAGUAGAAGCUGCUUCUGCUGUUUGCAGGAAGCCUUUGAGAUACGUUAUUGCCUUUGCUGGAGGUGGUGCUAAAGAUGUGACUAGAAGGUAUUGCUUGCAGUGGCACAGAAUUGUCCAGGGAAGAGUGAAUCAAGAGUGGUGGGAGAAAGUUUUGGCACCACUAGAGCAGCUCGAAUUGGCAGCAACUAAUGACUCUGAAGAUAUGGAACUUCAGACCAGGGCCCUAACAGAGCCUCUUCCUACCAAUCAACAGGCCUACAGAGACCAUCACCUAUAUGCCCUUGAGAAGUGGCUGCACAAGAACCAAGUUCUUCAUCCCAAGGGUCCAGUGCUUGGCUUCUGUAAGGGGCAUCCUGUUUAUCCUAGAUCUUGUGUUCAAACACUGCAAUCAAGACACGGAUGGUUGACGGAGGGUCUGCAAGUUAGAGAAAACGAGUCGCCUGCAAAGAUUGUCAUACGACCAAAGAGGAUUUUCAACUCCCAGUCGCGUGAAUCCAAUAGCAACGAAGAUGAACUUCAGGCAACCACGGAAUUAUAUGGCAAAUGGCAACUCGAACCCCUGCAACUUCCUGGUGCUGUAAAUGGCAUUGUGCCAAAGAAUGAGCGUGGCCAAGUUGAUGUAUGGUCAGAGAAGUGCCUUCCACCCGGUACCGUACACUUGAGUAAACCAAGAAUAUUCCAGGUUGCAAAGAGGCUUGGAAUUGACUAUGCUCCUGCCAUGAUUGGAUUUGAUUACCGAAGCGGUCGGUGUGCUCCAGUUUUUGACGGAAUUGUUGUAUGUGCUGAAUUUAAAAAUGCCAUUUUGGAGGCGUACAAAGAAGAAGAGGAACGGAGACAGGCUGCGGAAAGGAAGCAGGAGGAAGCUCAGGCUCUGUCUAGGUGGUAUCAGCUGCUCUGUUCUAUUGUAACGAGACAACGGUUGAAAGAGUCCUACAACGCGCGCUCAGCAGCGCUUGCGCCAGAGAGAUCAGCUAAAGUUGAUAAUCCCCAGAAAAGCACCAGUGAUAGCCAAUGCUCCGGAGCGACCACGACCAAUCAUCGUACACGCGCGGAUCGGCUGCCAGAUCCUCGUUUCUCUGCUCAUGACCAUGAGCAUGAGUUUCCCGUGGAAGAUCAGAGCUUCGACGAAGAGACAUUUGUGCGGACAAAACGCUGCCCGUGUGGUUUUUCACUCCAAGUUGAGGAAUUGUAGCAACUUGUACUGGAAAUGUAGUACUAAUUCGACUGCCUAGUGUAGGGAGCCUUUUCAUUUGAUCAAAUUUCUCAGUACAAAACUUUACUGCAUUUAUUUCAUCCACUGAGAAAGAGAGAAUUUGAAUGCUCAGCAAGGGGGGAAUGAUGCAGCAGACAUGAAACAUGAGUAGUUUGCAACCAGUAUGAGUAGCAUCAACAACAACAAAUGGCAAAUAUAAACUUGUGAUUA